GGGGGUAGGGUUCUGAAUUUGCCGAACACGUGGCGAAAUCCGAACCCAACCCCCGCCUCCCAUCGACUCGGGAGAAUCGAUGUGUUGGUGGGGGUAGGGCUUGGCCGCCAGCUGCCAACUGCAGGGGGUCCCGACUUGGCCCCUGGAAGGAUGGCACGGCGCUGCUAUCUGGGCUCAAGCCUGCUCGAGGCGUUCCGGCGCUGGCCUGAAGGGUUGGCAGAUGUUGAUCGGAGCAAUGUGCGAUGGUGACGGCGAUGCGCUCGACAACGACGCGAUCAUGGCCAUCACAUCACCAUUACCACGUUGCCAGAUCUCAUACCAUUCGAACAAUUUCGCGUCAUAGACUAUUCGUCAUGUUCUACCUCUGGAAGACAUUGCCAUGCCCCCGGUUUGCCGAACAUUAAUCGGAACGACAAGCGAGCCGUCGGAGGAAUUGCUCCAUCCCCUUGGCCGUCCUCCGGUGAAGACAUCAGCUCGCCAAACGCAUCACAACCUACCUUACUCCGCCCUGCCCGCUUCCCAUCCCCACCGCUCUCACAGGGAGGCGUCCCAGGAUCGUGGAUAUCGUUUCUUUCUCCUGGCCUCCAAGGACCCCCGGGUACCCGCAGGACGCCCAGAACGUUUCCUCCCCGUUCCUCCUCCCUCCGCCGCAGUUAUUUGGGCCGAAACCUGCACGACUCGAAGCAUCCUGGCGCUGACUCGAACGGUUGACAAAGAUUGAUCGGAGCGAUGGGCGAGGGCGACAACGACGCGCUCGACAACGACUCGAUCAUGGUCUGCGACGGGUGCUGCUGUUGCUACGACGGCCUGCUCUUCGGGGAUGGGUGCUUGGGGUGCAUGGCGAGCGAGACCAUGUGCUGCCUGGAGGUCGAGUACUGCUGCAAGUCAGGCGCGCCGACGCUCUGCUGCGUCUGCUGCGCGAUCCGCUGCGUGUCGCCCACCGUGUGCAUCAAGUCGCAGGGCCAGAUGUGCUGCCUUGCUGGGGCGGCCGCCAUCCCGUGCGACGAUGAGGUCCCUUGCCUGGUGGGCUCGUGCGGCAUCGUUUGCUACCCCACGAUCGCCAUCUGCAAGACGCUGGGCGAGAUCAAGGGCGGGGGCGGCGGGGAUGGACCCCCGGCCGAGCAGGUGGGCUGAGGCCAGUGAGGUGGAUCAUUGCAACCGCUCUGCCUGCUGAUGACACCAGCACGGCCAGUGCGGCCCGACAGCCACUCAGGGCUUCGGUGCUUUCAUGCACAAAGGCGAGCCCGGCUAUAAUUUGUGGUGAUGUGGAUGCGUAUGUUUGAGGGAGUACACAAAGCUGCUGCGCAGAAUGUCUCGUCCUCCCUCUUCGCCCGCAUCGUUUCUCCGCCUCCUCCCCCUGCCUGGAGGUGAGCAGGCUGCCUUACUGUCUUGGGUUGGGGGCGAUCCUCUCUUCAUCGCUGCCCCAGCCACGCCCCACGCCCACUGAUGACCUCAGACAUGCCGUUUUUUGCGUGCGUGAUGUGGGCCCCUGGAGAUCUUGGCCAUGAUGACGACGGUGACGACGAC
Messenger RNA from Prorocentrum cordatum, 1527 nucleotides. Lineage: Eukaryota; Dinophyceae; Prorocentrales; Prorocentraceae. The record is from the annotation of a GenBank genome assembly.